AUGAUUGCUGAUGACAGUGGCGAUGAUAUUGGAGCGAGUGAGCCUACAGGAGCGGGAGGUGGUUCUAGCUCUGGCACACAACAGUACCCUCCACAUUUUUCAUCUUUGGACCUGGAUGCCAUGAGGCAGGAGGGGGUUCCUGGGCAGCCUGCUGAAUUUGGCGCUAGAGAUGCAGAAGGGUCUGCUGGUAUGACAGAGUUCCAGGUUGGUCAGCAAUUUCAGGAUAAAGAUGAGGCCCUGUUAAGUGUAAAGACUUACAGCAUCCGCCGAGGGGUACAGUACAAGGUAGUGGAGUCUGACUAUCGCCGGUAUGUGGGCAAGUGUUCUGAGUUCGAGAAUGGGUGCACAUGGUUGAUUCGGAUGAGUCUCCGGCAGCGCAAGGGCAUUUGGGAGGUCAAACGGGCUGAUGCAUCCGUCAGCAUCAAGGUGCUCCUAAAUGCCACGGCCGCACACUUUGGGUUUAGGCCGACGUACAGGAGGGUCUGGUUGGCGAAGCAGAAGGCUAUUGCCGUCAUCUAUGGUGACUGGGAUGAGUUGUACAACAAGCUCCCUAGACUGUUCUGGACGUUCCCACCGUGUAUCGAAGCAUUCCGUCAUUGCAAGCUAUUGGUGAGUAUUGAUGGCACCCAUCUAUAUGGCAAGUAUGGGGGAACGUUGCUUGUCGCGAUUGCACAGGACGGGAACUCCAACAUACUCCCAGUUGCAUUCGCACUAGUUGAGGGUGAGAAUGCUGAGUCGUGGCAUAACGGCAUCAAGGCCGCGCUUGAGGCUCCCGACGGGGGAUGGCUACCUCCAGCUGCAUACCGGGCAUUCUGUAUUCGACACGUAGCAGCAAAUUUUGCCCUCACCUUCAAGGGCAAAGGCGCACGGAGGCUUCUUGUAAAUGUUGCAUAUGCUAAAACCGAGGUCGAGUUCGAUUACUGGUUUGAUAUUCUGCGCUCUGAAGAACUGGCGAUGUGUGACUGGGCAAACCAGAUUGAGUAUUCAUUGUGGACACAGUAUUGUGAUGAGGGCCAGAGAUUCGGGCACAUGACGACGAAUAUCUCUGAGUAUGUGAACUCAAUCCUGAAGGGUGUCAGAAACCUUCCUGUGUGCUCACUGGUGAAGGCAACAUACGGAAGGUUGGCCGAACUAUUUGUCCGCAAUGGGAGAGUGGCCGAGGCCCAGCUGGGUACCGGACAACAAUUCAGUCAACAUCUGGUGAAGUGUAUCGAGGCCAAUUUGAAGAUGGUGAGGUGCUUCACCGUGACUUUGUACGACAGGGAUAACUUGGAGUACACCGUGGCAGAGACGACUCCGACUGGUUUGUUCUCACUGGGUACCUAUAGGGUCUCACUUGGAUCUUAG
This is a messenger RNA of Arachis stenosperma, 1347 nucleotides long. RefSeq lists its product as uncharacterized. Lineage: Eukaryota; Viridiplantae; Streptophyta; Magnoliopsida; Fabales; Fabaceae. The transcript has 4 exons. Bases 1 to 1347 code for a protein of 448 amino acids. The record is from RefSeq and is a predicted model, not a curated record.